GGCCACGAACUGCCAGCGGCGUCUGCCUCCGCGCCGGCCUCCCCGCCGCGGGCGCCCUCCCCGCCGCGGGCGCAGCACGACCCUUCGGCACACGGAUGGAGACCGGGCCCUGCGAGGACCUGCCCCCGCGGUUCUGGCUCGCGCGGCUCCAGCCACCGCCGUGAGCACGGGACCCUAAAGAAUGGCCGAGCCUUGGGGGAACGAGUUGGCGUCUGCAGCUGCCAGGGGGGACCUAGAGCAACUUACUAGUUUGUUGCAAAAUAAUGUAAACGUCAAUGCACAAAAUGGAUUUGGAAGGACUGCGCUGCAGGUUAUGAAACUUGGAAAUCCAGAGAUUGCCAGGAGACUACUACUUAGAGGUGCUAAUCCCGAUUUGAAAGACCGAACUGGUUUCGCUGUCAUUCACGAUGCAGCCAGAGCAGGUUUCCUGGACACUUUACAGACUUUGCUGGAGUUCCAAGCUGAUGUUAACAUCGAGGAUAAUGAAGGGAACCUGCCCUUGCACUUGGCUGCCAAAGAAGGCCACCUCCCUGUGGUGGAGUUCCUCGUGAAGCACACGGCCAGCAAAGUGGGGCAUCGGAAUCAUAAGGGGGACACCGCCUGCGACUUGGCCAGGCUCUACCGGAGGAACGAGGUCGUUAGCCUGAUGGAGGGAAACCAGGCAGAGGGAGCUUCGAAUUUGCAAUGAAUGUGGGGAGGGCUCUCCCACACUGCCUUCUAUUUUGUCAUUAAUUGGUUGGCUGUCCUAUUUUACUAUCACUUGUUAAAAAUCCAGUUUUGUCAUACUUUAAGCAGCUAGUUAAAUCUUCUCAUACUGCAAAGUGGAAAUCUUACUACAGGUUUAUGAAUAUAUUUAAGCAACAUCUUUUCCACCUGCAAAAUCUUGAGUUCUAACAUGUAAUUGCAAAUAGCUUUGGCUUUCUCCUGAAUAUGUUAUCUCGCCUUGACUUUUUCCUUGCUUCUCCCUUUGCCAGUCUCAAAACCCAACUUAGAGACUUUGUUUUAAAAAUGAUUUGUCCUGAUGUUUCUUUUGCCUAAUUAAAACACUUUUUUUAAAAACA
Canis lupus familiaris (dog) is the source of this 1061-nucleotide messenger RNA. It is a transcript of the gene CDKN2C, whose product is annotated as cyclin dependent kinase inhibitor 2C. The transcript is spliced from 3 exons. Gene Ontology annotation, molecular function: protein kinase binding; cyclin-dependent protein serine/threonine kinase inhibitor activity. Gene Ontology annotation, biological process: regulation of cyclin-dependent protein serine/threonine kinase activity; negative regulation of cell population proliferation. Lineage: Eukaryota; Metazoa; Chordata; Mammalia; Carnivora; Canidae. Bases 182 to 688 code for a protein of 168 amino acids. Gene Ontology annotation, cellular component: nucleus. The record is from RefSeq and is a predicted model, not a curated record.